AGCCAAGUGUAAAUGACAGUUCAAUACAGUGUAAGCGAGUAAGUGCGUAUGAAAAUGAUGCUGAAAGUGAGGCUGUUGGUUAUGGGGAGUUUACUUCUAUUUAUAAGGAAUGCACAAGCAGCAGUUAAUCAUCAUGAUGAUGAAAGCACUUCAGCCGAAUCCUCGGAGUCAUCAACGGAGAUCACGGUAGUGGCUGUCAGUUCAUCAUCAUCAGCGUCCUCAGAAGUUCACGAGGGCUCGGGUGACGACCCUCCUGACCCACUGCCAUCCACACCAACAAAGAAUGAAACUAGAGAAGCUCUUAAAACAGAUGGCAGUGAACAAGACCCUGUGGUAUUUCUGUCCGAGAAAAACAGCUACAUCCCUGUCAGCAUAAAGCCCCGUUCUCCACCAGCAGCGGAUAACACCUGGCGGGAGCCACCUGCGUGGGAGCGCGAGUACCGUCGCCACAGAACCAACACCAGCAGAGUCCAAUAUAUUGAAGCAGAAUGCCAAGAUGAUUUCAUGAAGAUUAGAGUUGGAUUUAACGGGUCGUUUGCAGGACUGGUCUACUCAGCUGGUUACUCCUACGACCCGGAUUGCAUGUACAUAAACGGUACAGGGCGUGAUUAUUACGAGUUCUACAUACAAUUGAAUAGGUGUGGCACAUUAGGCAGGAACAGUCAGCACGACGACAAUAGGAAACAUCCUACUAAAAACCUAAUGUGGAACACAAUCACUGUGCAGUACAACCCACUAAUUGAGGAAGAACAGGAUGAGCAUUUUAAAGUCACCUGCGAGUACGGAUACGACUUUUGGAAAACUGUCACUUUCCCUUUUCUGGAUGUUGAGGUAGCAACGGGAAAUCCGGUAGUGUUUACACUGCAACCGCCCGAAUGUUAUAUGGAAAUCAGGUCCGGGUACGGCGCGACCGGGGCCAGAGUUUCCGGUCCUGUACGAGUUGGCGAUCCUCUUACCCUGCUUAUUUAUAUGAGGAGUGCUUAUGACGGGUUCGAUAUAGUGGUGAACGACUGUUUCGCCCAUAACGGUGCCACCAAGCGGAUACAACUCAUUGAUGAAUAUGGAUGUCCAGUGGACGAUAAACUUAUAUCGCGUUUUCGGGGUUCAUGGUCGGAGUCUGGCGUAUUCGAGACGCAGGUAUACGCGUACAUGAAAACGUUCCGGUUCACCGGCUCGCCUGCACUCUACAUAGAGUGUGAUGUUCGGAUGUGUCAUGGGAGGUGUCCUUCGCAGCCGUGUCAUUGGCGCAACAUGAAGAGCGUCAGACGGCGGUCUGUGGAGGCUCCGCAACCGGCAAGCGUCGCGCCCCGACUUUCCGAGAAUAUCUCACUAUUCCAGUCACUGCGGGUACUGCACGAAGGCGAAGAGGACGCACAAUUCUCGUCUAACUCGAGUUUGUCGUCAGACAACCAGACGUGCGUACGGACAUCAGUGGUGUCGGCGCUAGCGGUAUCGUGUGGCGCACUAGUGGCCGCGCUAGGUGGUGCGCUACUAGCGGCCGCGCGAGCACUACGCCGCCACCAGCGCGACGCUGCAACUAGCUCGCCACUACACGCCUACGUCCCACACAAGGGACGGAUUAAGUAAUGCCCGCUACGGACGACGCUAACCUACAUCACCGCCAUCAGUGCGCCACUGCCACUAGCGCGCUCCUGCAUGACUACGUGCCGUACUAGCGGAUUGUUAAUCCCGCCUCGGACUGUACUAUACCUAUACAUUGACACUUUAACUAUGUUAGUUAGAAUAGUGUGAGUUAACAGCGCAUCAUGGACUGUGACGUUUCCAACCGUGAUGACCUGAGAACGUUACAGAUGAUUGCAAAGGAAUAGAAAAGUGAUUACUUGGUUCACAGGCUUGACUUCAGCUUGUAUCAAUUAAGCAUGCUCAUUUAUUUAUAACGUAAUGUACUUAAUACGGAGCAGUAAUUAAUUAAUAUUCGUAUUUUUUAUUUCCAAUUUAGAGAUUAUUUUAUAAUGUUACGCUAUUGAUCACUAGUUUUUGUAGUAUUUAGAAAAAAAUCCUAAAGGAAUCCAAAGUGAUCACAACCAUUUAAGAAAUAUAUUUCUUGAUAUUCUUUUUAGUAUUGGAUAACUAUAUACCCAAAUCAAGGAGAUUAUUUGACAUUAGAAUUAGAAUACGUAAGCAAAAAUGAAAUGAAAUUAUAAAUUUUCAAUUUUAUAUUUGGGAAAUAUCAUAUAUCAGUAAAAGCAAAUUAACUAAUUAAUCGGUAACUAUUACGUUGAGAGCGGUCGGUAUUUGACAAAUACAGCAAAGUUGGUAUUGUUUUAAUUGUUAUUUAUAUAUAUGUUGUAUUCUAUUAUACCACGUAGAUACAUUGAUCAAUAUUAAUUUAUACAUACCUGAAAUUAUUAAUUUUUUUAUGUGUCUACUGAUACAAAUUAAGAAUAAAAAAAUUACUAUGUUUUUUUAAAACAGUAAACAUGUAAACUACUGUGCGGUAGCAUAACUCCGGUAAGAGACGGAUGGUUCGUACCGAUGAUUUUGUUCGAUUGUCACACUGGUUGAUCCGCUCAGUGCUCUUUGGAAAUGUGUCGGCACGGGCCGUCCGGACUGAACCUGACAAUGUGAGAUCAAGUUGAGAUGUGUUUUACCUCCAUGUUUCAGGAGUAUAUACUUUAGUACUUACUUCCUACUAAUGUAAUGUGCUGGUUGAUUAAAAUUUGUACGAUUGUUACAAAGAUAUUAAAAAAAUAUAUUCAAUGUAGUCCUAAUACUUAUAAACAUAGCUGGAACCUUAAAUACACAUAAAAUGAUUUUAUAAAGUUGCAGCAUCGUUGUUGUGUAUUAUUUAUUAAUAAUGCGGCUUAUAAAUACAUCAAUAGGUACAUAUGUAUUAUUUGUUUGAUAAUUAUAAAUAUAUACGUAUUUAAUUUAUUCAUAGGCUGCAUAAUUAUAUAUUUUUAUUGUAUCAAAAUUGAUUAAUUUUGUUAUUGACUUGAAUAUGAUUAUUUUUAAGAACAAUACAAAAAUAUUAUGGUUCACUUUUUAUUACAUUUUAUUGCAUAUAAAACAUAUCUGUAUUGCAACUCACAAUAACGUAGGCAACUAUUAAGAUUAAAUAGUAAGUAUAUGACAAAUAGUGAGGACCCAUAUUUUCAGCGAAAAUAUAUCUCCUCCUGUUUGUCUAUUAUAAUUUAAUGAUUACUAUACUUUAUAAAUAUAUUUAUUAGAACUCAGUUACAUCUCAAUAUUGUGAUAAACAUUUAAGUAUAAAAUAUUAGCAGAUUUAUUUAUUAUUAACAGUAAGAACAGAGAGGUUCAAAUUGUAAAUAUUGUGAUAAGGUUCAUUAGGUGCCCGACAUAGUACCUAUAAUAUUUUACAUUUAAUAUUUAACAUGUACAUUAGACGUACAAACAAUAGCUGUAGUUAUAUCAAUUGAAUAAAAUAUUAAAACUAUUAUAGUUAUUAAUAAUACCUACUACAUUCAUGGACAUUAGAAUAUUAUUUGUCCACAACGUGUAAA
Molecule: messenger RNA, 3485 nt
Organism: Achroia grisella
Lineage: Eukaryota; Metazoa; Arthropoda; Insecta; Lepidoptera; Pyralidae
Exons: 13
Coding region: 49-1587 (512 amino acids)
Source: RefSeq, a predicted model, not a curated record